Molecule: messenger RNA, 1557 nt
Organism: Adineta steineri
Lineage: Eukaryota; Metazoa; Rotifera; Eurotatoria; Adinetida; Adinetidae
Source: the annotation of a GenBank genome assembly
AUGUAUCGAUCGAAUAGUAAUGGAAGUCAAGUAUUACGACGUUUUGUUCAACAAGCUGAAUCAUAUAAUCGUUGUAUGUUUCCAAAAAUGAAUACUAAACAAUCAAAAGAUUCGGAUGAUUAUGUUACAGAACAGAUUCUUUUUUGUCAAAAUGGUAUUGAUAAUUUAAAUAUUUCAUCAAAAAAUAGAGAUUCAGCAUUUAAAGAAACAUCUGAUAAAAAUAUGUAUACAUCAUCAAAUGAAGUUUUAAUGGCUGAUGUUGUUUCGACUGGAUAUAAAUAUGAAACAUCAUCAUUGGAAUUAAAUGUUAUACAACAAUGUACUAUUAUUUCAAUUACUUCACCAUAUGCAUUUACAAUUCAAUUAUCAAGAGAUGCAUUAGAGUGUGAUGCAUUCUUUAAAACUAUGAAUGAUUAUUAUAAUUCAAUUGAUGAUUUACAUAUACCACAUGAAUAUUUACGUAAAAAUCUUCUUUGUGUAACAUGGGAUGAAACAGCAUUAGCAUGGAAUCGUUCUCAAAUUAUGGAAUAUGAUUUAAUUGAUGAUACUGUAAAUGUUUUUUUUGUUGAUUUAAAUUCUUGGGAAGAACAUGUUCCACGUUCACGUAUACGUUUUAUAUUAACAAAAUAUUCUACACGAUCUGUUUAUUUAUUAACAUGUCGUUUAGCAGCUAUAGGACCAUUAAAAAAUGAUAAUGAAUGGAAUGAUGUUGUUUCGAAAACUUUUCAAAAUGUUGUUCAUAAUUGUCAAUGUGAUGUUGAACCAUUGUAUAAAGGACGUGAUAAUACAUUUUAUGUCAAUUUAUUUGCAUCACAUGAUGAAGCGUAUGUUUGUAUAAAUGAUUUUUUAAUACAUUGUAAAAUGGCUCAACCUAUUGAUGAUAUUUCAAAUGAAAAACAUAUGAUUUAUAUGUUGGACGAUAACGGACAACCAAUGCAUUCAAUGAUUGCACUUUAUUGGAAAGCUGGAGAAACAAUGCGUGAAACAGAAAAUAAUAUUAAAAAAAAUAUGGAUGAUCAUCGUUCAUCAGUAUCUGUUGAAUCAUUUCAAACAAAAUAUUCAUUAUCAAAUAUAUCAUUAACAAAAGUUAUUAUGAUUAAUAAAUAUGAUACAAUAGUUUUUGCGAGAUAUAAUACUUAUAUAAUGUUACCAUGUUUUACUAUUUCACAUCUAUUAAAUGGACUUAAUGAAGAAAAAAUUAAAAAUAUUGCAAAUAAAAUUGGUUUUAAACCGAUUAUUAUUGAUUGUGUAUCACAACCAUUACUCUAUUCUGAAUUACUUAAAUUAAAAUCAAUAUCUACAAUAUCAAAUCAAAUUAGUUUAUAUUCAAUUGAUUGUGUUAGAAAAAUAUUCCAUAUAUAUCAAUAUGCACAAAAAGAUAUUUACAAUUUAUUAGAUCGAGCACGAUUAGCUGAAGCAAGUGAUGAUAUUGGUUUUUGGGAAAAAUCUUAUGAGAUUUUACAAUUAAAUGAAUCUACAACAUUAGAUAAUAAAGAUACAUAUGCUUCCAAUUCUCAUUAUUCUAAACAUGAUGGUCAAUACGAUUUUAAUACUUAG